Molecule: messenger RNA, 6030 nt
Organism: Cyclocybe aegerita
Lineage: Eukaryota; Fungi; Basidiomycota; Agaricomycetes; Agaricales; Hemipholiotaceae
Source: the annotation of a GenBank genome assembly
AUGGUCCUCCCCGACAUUUCCUCCCUUAAUAUCAAUACAGGUGGAAGCCCCGACACCGCUAAUGGUACUGGAGUCUUCACACCGGAGGAUAUACGCAACACGCAAGGGGAUCGGUACAUGGAGAAAUUGAAGCAAUAUGCCAAGUCGCUCCCCUACUCGAUUGAACCUCAUUCGAAGAUGAUUGAAAUGCUCGACUUCAUAUUGUUGCGAAUUACUCAGAGUGUCGAAGCGAAGGACUUCGACGUUGGUUUCAUGCAGUGGGAUAGCAUGUUGACCUACUGGUUGAUGUUGAAGUACCCUAUGCCAAAGGAUAGACGCAUUCGCAUCGCGAAACUAUAUUUCUAUCUCAGCAUUGUUCCUGGCAUGUCCACGCAGUUGAUCGCCACUUGCGCUGAUGGAUUCAAAGUGUUGACGAGGUCGAAGCACAAGAUUACCAUCGACGACAUGAGGCUACCAUGGAAGCCCAUCUAUGAUAUCCUUAGUCAAGAUUUAUUUCUGACGAGGCGGCAGUUUGAAUACACUCAAUUGUCGUGGUGCAUGGGUUACAUUGCUGACAACUCACGUAAAUUCUUCCAUCCUGCCACGAUCAACGAAAUGCUUUCAACAUUUCUGCCUCAGGUUGACGGCACGAAACUCGAUAGCAUUCUCGCGUGUCAGUUCUACCUCAUGACAUUCCUGCCGCUAAGCCAUCCCCAAUACUAUCUGCCCAUGUUAUUUCGCAUGUGGGAGUCUAUCAACUCCUACAUGUAUGACGAACGCAUGUUGCAUUUUCUAUCCAAGUUAACAGAAAAACACACCAAUCCAGAAGUCAGCAAUCCGAAGAGGAUCACGGAAAUUCCAGAUGAUGAGAGGUCUGAAGGAGAAGGGCGACCCGACUGGUCGGAUGAUCACCUUGCAGGUCCUCGCGGCUCGUGGCCCGGACUUUACAAAGAUGUUGGAAUCUUUACAGAACAUGAGUGGAAUUUCCUGAUGUGUAAAUGCCUUGCCUCCAUGGAAAUACCACUUGCAGACGGUGGUUCUCUUACAACAGGCCCUUCUGCCGACAAUCAGGCUGGCUUUGAGAUUGGUCGCCUGCCCAAGCCAACAUGGCGGAUUCCUUCUCUCGCAAGAAUCAUCGUGUAUUCGAUGGCACCAGAUGGCGCACCGGUGCCCCCGUCUAACGCGCCGACACCUGUUUUCUCUCCAUUGCCUUCUGGCGUCAGUACCCCGCAUCACGGUAGCAGUAGCGCCGGCGACUAUCUCUCGGCUCCGUUGACGAAGAAGGUGCAUCUGAUGGCGCAGAGAUCUUAUCUUGCCGGCUCAAGAGCCUUAGACUCACUGGCUAGAAUGAUUGCCUCGACCGAAAGUUUCUUUCACCCGUCAAAUUCAGGUUCGUGGACGGCUGACCUGACGGCUUUCAUCAAAUAUAUCGUCUACGACUUCAAUAAGCGGUGGCAUGAAGAGCAAGGCCCAAAUUGCAAGAUUCCAAUGAGUCGGCGUUUGACGAAAAUGAUGAAACGAGAACUAGUCAAGUCGCUUCGCACUGUUACUCUUCUGGCGAUGUUCUCCCAAGAUUCAACAACUGUGGCGAAUAUCCAAAGUGCCCUGAAGUCGAUGAGCAUCAUGGAGCCGGAUCUCAUCUUGCAUCCGAUCUUGGAGCGCGCAGUUCCUUCCCUAGAAGCACUUGUCGAGACUCAGAGAACAAUCGCGGUUAUUAAGGCACUCGGAGCCGUUGCACCUGCUAUCGUUUCUCGUGACGUAUACUAUCCUGGAGCUAAGAAUCUAGUGCCCAUCCUGCAGCUGCUUAUUCCCGGAAUAGAUCUCAAUGACCCCUCGAAGACGCUCUGCACAACUUCUUUCCUCAUCGAAAUAUCUCAAUAUGUCAAGAUCGGGGACUUGACAGCGUAUGAAGAGCCAACUGGCCAUCAACUGGAUUCGGAACCCACCCUUCCAACUGCCGGACAUCCCGUUUCGUUACCCUCUUUCCCACUUGAUGACAUAGAAGCACCACCUCCGGAGCUAGGCCCAAGGCUGACGGAUGAAGAAGAGGACGCCUUGCUCAGGGAUUCUACCGGCGAUUUUCCUGACUGGAUUGCAAGUUUCGUCCGCAGAGUCAUUCAGCUGCUGGAAAAUCUUCCAGAGGAGGGCCCGAAUGGUAGUGCAGGUGGUGCCAGUGAAGUGCAGGUUGUUGAUUCCGUCACAAACGCUUGCAGCCAGAUAUGCGUUCAUCUUUCUGAGCCGUUAUAUGAUAUGGUGCUCAACAUGGUAUAUGACUACGCGAGCACCAGCGUCCGCACGAAUGCGGUUCGAGCCAUCCAUCAACUUGUUGAAUGUGUCGCAAAUGCUGAUCCUGAGAAAACUCUCGCGAGGUUCUUCCCUUUGUGCGCAAAAAACAUUCGGAUAGAACUCGAAAAUGGGGCAAGUUCGUUGAGAACGACCUCGUCUUCAACCCCUAUCCCAUCUGAUGCCACCUUGCAUUGGAACUUGGCAAUUUUACGAGGAGCAGUCUACAAUGAUGGUCGGGCGAUUCUUCCAUACGAAGACGAACUGAUGUCUUUGAUCCAUCUACUUCACGAGAAGGCACUCUCAAAGAGGGGUUAUUCCUGGACAGGAAAACUUCUUUCUAGCCUAUUGCUUACUCUGAGUCAUACCUAUCCUCUCGAAAACAAGUUUAUCAACCCGGAUGAAUGGUCAAGCGAAGAAUUUAAGAAGAGCCAUCAUCGUCAUUGGGGCAAAUUGUUUGCGCCGCACGAGGUGACGAUUGCGUGGCAUGUGCCCAAUAGCAGAGAGCUGGAUUUCGCCCUUCGAAUUUUCCGGGAACUUGUUGAACCUACAUUAACCUUGCUGGAAGGGCUUCUUAAACCCGGUAUUGUCCGAGAUGCGAUUUGGCGUAGUGACUUCUGUCGGCACUUAACUCUCGUCCGCAACAUCUUUGCUGGUGCACCAACUCUGAUCAAAGAGACGAUGACGCAGCAGGACAUUUUGGAAGCAACACUGACUAGUGAUAUUCUUGAAGAAGUGCCAGAAAUGAUCGCUUCUGUUACUCCCCUGAGUUGUGGUUUUGCCCUACCAGACCCUGCCGAUCCUAGACAUCAAUAUGCUCUUGGCGUUAAGCAUCGGUUUGGCAGAUUUUUGCACAAUGCCUCCGUGGUGUUGCGCCAACAGGGAGAGGAGAACACCGUCGAUGCUGUCCAGAUGCUUGUCAGAUCGAUUCGGACAUACAUGAUGGAAUAUGGGGAUAGCAGAGAUAGCUAUUAUGUGAAUGAAGACCAGUACACGCAGGAGAAAAAUGUCGCUCGCCAAUAUGCUGGACAGAAGGUUUGGCCUCGAGCUGUUUAUGUUAGACGAGCGCGGUGGUACAAUUCAGCACGUCUCCGAUGGAAUUCCAUUGAACGCAAGAGAGGGCCCACUGAAGAUCUUUUAAUUGACGAUCUCGUUGAAUGGUCCAUGUGGCACUAUCCCGUUGUACGCCAAUCUAGCCAAUCAUAUCUUGAUUCGAUUUGUUCUGUCUAUGAUGGCGUGCGACGACGGGCCCUUCCUGUUCUAGCAGAGGCGUUGAAGCCAGGCACAGACGAUGAUCGCAUGAAGGGCGCUCUGUGGACACUCAACCUAUCCUCAUUUGGGAAAUAUGCAAUUUCUGAACCCACCCUUGCCAAUGACCUCGUCUCAAGGUUGUUCGGGUGCCAGCAACAUGAAAAGCCUUCUAUACAAGAUUGUGUCUCAACGGUGUUCGAGAAUUGCCUCAAUAACUUUGUCGAGCCCAACCAAAUCGUAUAUAAUGUGCCCAUGCCAUCUGUGGAUCUAGCCAUCGUCCGCCUGAAGAAUCUGCUACACAUUGAUGCGAAGGAGAAGAUCGUUGCGGCCAAAACUCGUGAAAAACGAAUUCAUCGUGUCAAGAUUUGUGACGAAGCAAUCCACACUAUUAAUCGAAAUAUCCUUGAAAUCGGAAAUUCGUCUAGGACUCACUGGAGAUACUCGAUUUAUGCCGUCCGAUGCUUACGAACACUUGUUCGUCGAGACCUUCCAUUGAGUUCGGAACAGAUCGAGUAUUUCCUGGAGAAAGUUCACGAAGACCACCCAACUAUUCGUUAUUAUGCCCAGCGGGCUGUUAUGAAAAGCCUCAGAAAUAUCAAAUUGCGCACGUUCUGUACCAACGCUAUUGACCUGGCCCUUAUGCGAAGCCAUAACCCACUACAACGUUGGGUCAAGACCAUGCCUUCGCCUCACACAACGAGGGACUUCUUGCACCAGUACAAAGUGCCAGUGGACUUGCACUCAUCUAAACAGAAGCCCGUCUUUUACGACAAAAAUCCCCCGGGUUGGCUCGUCUGGAACGAUACAAUCGCCAUGUAUACUCAACCUCAUCCAUCGAAGUCGACCUUCCAGCCAUGGGAAGCAGCGAGCGCUGACGCCAUUGAAACCAUUCGCAAAAUUACCACCACCUCCGACUUUUGGGAAAGCGUCUCGACAUAUUAUUCAGAAGAGAAUCAUGAGACUUCAGUCACUCAAGACAAUGUCUCCUGCGUGAAAUCCAUCUUCCAACUUCUUGAGGACGAGCCUUUUGAAGUUUUCAAGCCUGUCGUCGAGCGCCUCAUUACGGACAAAGAUCAAAAUAAGCAACGAGCUGCUGCAGAAUUCCUGGCGGGCAUCUUAGGAGGUUCCAAGCAUUGGCCAAACCAGAAGCAAGAGGCUCUCUGGAAGUGGUUCACGCCCAAGAUACCAAUCAUUCUUCGGCAGAACGUCAAAUCGGACACCCUCACAAUCUGGACCUCUUUCCUUGAGUAUGUCUUUUAUCACAAAGACCCUCGUCGUGUCCAGCCUAUAGUUGAUUUCCUCAUCGAUUCGUUCACCAAUCUGGAUUUCAAUGCUGAGCUGUCCUUUGAUGCCGUAAAAGUGACUUCGUUGUUCCGAGCCUUCUUUGAAGAACUAGGACGAAAAUUCACUGCGUGGACAGACAUGACGGUCCAAAGAUCGUGGUCUGAGAUCCAUGGCGAGCAUGACGAUGUUCGAGCUUUCGUUGGUGAAAUUCUAACAUUUUCGCAGAACAUGGAGUGGCGCCCCAGGCCUUCGGUACCAACGGUUGAGGUCUUCGUAAAAGAGUGUCAUACCAUGCCGAUUGAACACGAUAUAAUGGGCAUGCGAGGGAGCUAUCAUACUCCGCGAGUAGUUGAAUUGGUGGACAAGUUCAAAGAAUGGCGCGCGGCUCGGAUUCCUGGUGUCCGUGCAUUCCAGUCUAAAUAUGACAGGGUUGGAAUUACGGUCUGCAAAUGGCUGUAUCAAGCACUCCAUGAUCUACACGCGAUAUCUACUUUCGACUAUAUUUUGCCACUCAUGCCUGAACUCUUCCGUUUCACCGAAGUGAAUGAUAAUAAUGACCUAGCCGCCCGUGCGAGCGUCUUGCUUGUUCGCAUGUGUGGAGUUACGCCACCAGUUUCUCUCAUCUACCCGAUCUUAGACGCUAUCUUUGAGGCAAUUCAAAAUUCACCGUCGUGGAGAGUCAGACUCAAAGCACUCCCACUCAUUCAAGUGUUUUAUUUUAGGCAUAUUCCUUUGAUUAGUGAAAUAAGAAUCGUGGAAAUCUUGGAGGUUCUAUGUCGAUGCCUGGAUGAUGAGAUAGUUGAGGUCCGAGAAAUGGCGGCUACAACGUUGUCAGGGAUAUUACGAUUAUCGCCGAGGCGUAGUGUCCUUACGCUGAAGGAACGAUUUACGCGUCUACUCAAGAAUAGCUACGUCCCCAUGAGGCAGGACCCCAACUACAAUAAAGCCAUUCGACAACGCCAUGCCGCUAUUUUAGGGAUUUGUGCCCUGGUUGACAGCUACCCUUACACCGUUGAGAAAUGGAUGCCUGAAUUGCUCACGAACAUCCUGGCCGAGCAUACAUAUGACCCGAUUCCCAUAUCGACGACAGUCCGCAAAUGUGCCAGCAACUUCAAGCGAACGCAUCAAGAUACGUGGCAUGAAGAUUGCAAACGCUUCAAUGAAGACCAACUCGCAGCUUUAUCUACCCUUUUGACGGGAUCUUCUUAUUGUAUGUCUUUGAACACCCUGUGA